Salvia hispanica is the source of this 1267-nucleotide messenger RNA. The record is from RefSeq and is a predicted model, not a curated record. Lineage: Eukaryota; Viridiplantae; Streptophyta; Magnoliopsida; Lamiales; Lamiaceae.
UUUAAUUUGAUUCGAUUCGAUUGACCUUUUUCCAAUCCCGUUCGCGGUUAUGGGUAACGAAUCCGAAACGCAAACGCUUCUAAACGCGGCCGAAUAUCUCCUCCAAAGCCGCAACUUCGCCGACUGCAUCAACUACGCCGCCCGCGCCCACGAUUCCGACCCCACAAAUCCCGCCCCCGUCAGAAUCCUCUCCACCGCCUCCGUCCUCUCCGCCUCCAAAAUCACCGCCACUCACCAUGACUACUACGCCGUCCUCAAUCUCCCCUAUUUCGACUCCGAUUCCUCUCGAAUCGACUCCACCUUCGAAACCCUAACUUCAAUUCUCGAUCCCAAUACCAACCGCUGCCCCUUCGCAUCCGAGGCCUUCGAUUUGGCGGUCAAAGCGUGGUCCGUCCUGUCUAAUCCCCUCGAGAAGGCCCGGUUCGAUGCCGAGUUGCAGGCGUUUUUCGAUCCCGCCGUCUCUACCUCCGCUACCUUUUGGACAAUCUGCCCUUAUUGCUAUUACGUCUACGAGUAUGAUAAGGUUUUCGAGGAUUGCUGCUUGAAGUGCCAGAAUCAGAGGUGUAGACGAGUGCUUCACGCCGUGCCGAUUGCGGGGCCUCCGCCGCCGCCGGACGUGGUGUCCAGGGGCCAGUACUGCUGCCCUGGAUUCAUGCCGUUCGCGCUUCGUUCCAACGAUGGAAAGCCAAUUCGAGACAAAUUAUGGCUUCCCUUCGCGCCUUCGCAUCACUUAGAUUUCAGGGAACAGGUUCUCAGGCUCAUGUUAAUGGAAAAAAGGCGAGAACGGAAGGAAAUUCAAGAAAGAGGAUGAAAUCCGCGCCCUGGAAAUCAAAGAAGUUGUUGGGUAGAGGGAUUAAUAUCGAUGGCGACGAGGCACAUCGUGUAUACGGAGUUAGGGACGAGAGUUGUUUUAAUGACGAACCCGAGCCUUGUUUGGGGGGACUGGAGUUCCUUAAUGGAGAUGAUGAUGUAUUCGUUAGUUUGCCGUGCGAAUUUGAUAUGGGAAAUGGGAGACCAAUGGCCUUGUAAAAUGAUGUUGAUACAACUGACUGAAGCAGGAAGGUAAUUGCUUAUUUGGUGUAGGAAAGAAAUUAUCAGCUUUUCUGCUUCGUUACUGUUUUGCUUCUUUCCUGUAAAUCUAUAGCCUUUUGGGAUAGUGAUGACACACACAAUGUGCUCUAGCUGUGUAAGUUGGUUUUUGCUUUCUUGUCAAAUUGCCAAUAGUUAGUUGUUUUAGUCUAUGAGAAAAAUUUUCCUAUUAUGUCCA